This is a messenger RNA of Ceutorhynchus assimilis (cabbage seed weevil), 1610 nucleotides long. The record is from the annotation of a GenBank genome assembly. NCBI's taxonomy places the organism in Eukaryota, Metazoa, Arthropoda, Insecta, Coleoptera, Curculionidae.
AAACAAUCUUCAAAUGGCGCUAAAUAAUUAAGAUUUUAUUUGCACAUAAAUAAUUAAUAAAUUGCAAUGAAAAUUCCGUGUACGGUGCUGGUAGCGGAUCGUUCAAUGCCGACGUUGCCGGCGAACCUUCGAAGAAAGCCCUGCAAAUCGACCCUGGCCCUUUGCAAGCAUCCAAAAAAUGAGGAAUUUUUCCUACUUUUAUUCUCCGGACAAAACAAGAACGGCACCAAGUACAAUUUAAAAGACAAUCUCAAACAGGUACUUACCAAGUUUGUAGACGAAGGCAAAUUUACUGUCCAACUGAAAAAUCCCGAGCACGAUUUGUGUGUCCAAGGGGAUGUUAUUCAAGUCAAAGGGUUUUUGCAUUUGCUUCGAAGGGCUUUGGAAGGGAAAGUUUCAGCUAAGGAGAUGACAUUUUCCAGCAUGAGUGUGACUCCGGUUAAAGCCAAAGAUAUUGCACCAAUAAAACUAGUCAUCAAUAAAAGAUUAGAUUAUCCGAGCAAAGGCUUCCCACGCACCUUAGAAUCAGUCUACAUAAACGACCUCAAAUGUUGCAGUCUACCCAAAGGAAUUUUGCAGCUGCAAAAACUUAAAAUUCUUGAUUUAAGCAACAAUUCAAUAGAGUUUCUUCCCGAAGAACUAAACAAACUACCAAACUUAAAAGAAUUAAAUAUGUCUUAUAAUUUGUUAGGCAAAGGUACAUUGAAACAGUGGCAAUGGCUUGGAGGCUGUCUAUCAAAAAGCCUUUCCACCUUAGAUUUAAGCAAUAACACCUUAACAUUUCUACCAGAUCAAUUGGUCAAAUUGCACAAUUUAACCAAGCUAAAUCUAAACAACAACCGACUAAAAUUAUUGCCUGCAGGCAUUGGCAAUUUAAGAAACUUAAAAAUCCUUUCAGCAAAUUCCAAUUUGCUUACAAUUUUGCCUGGUAGCAUUAAAAAACUAACAUUACAAGCCAUUGAUGUAUCUGAAAAUAAUUUUGAGCAAAAUGUCCCUGUUAAUUAUCAUAAUUUUCAAUUACCAGUUUGCUCUUUGAAAGAAUAUGCAGCCAAAAAGGUCCUUUGGUCAAGGAUUCCUUAUCCUAAAGGCUCCUUACCUUCAACUCUAAUUGAUUAUUUAGAUUAUGCUAAAUAUUGUAUUUGUGGUAAGGCCUGCUUUACGGUAGUCUGUAAGCAAAGGCAUAAUCUAUCUUUGAGUAGUAUUUCGGAAACUGUAAAUACAAUGGCUAAUGAAACAGUUUAUGUGCCUAUUGAUUGCUAUUUUUGCAGUAGGAAAUGUUUUCUUCAAACCGUUAUUAAACGAUUUAGAAUUCCUAUAGCUAGAUAGGACGCGGUUGAUUUUAGUUGAAAGAAUUUUAAUUGUGUAAUAAAAAUACUUUUAAUUAAAAUCAAAUCAUUAUCUCUAUUGUGCCUUGUAUUAAUAAUGUAAAUAUUUAGUGUUAAUAUAAGGUUUUGAUGGGUGAUAUGGUGAUUUUUGUUUAUUCAAGUUUUCAUGUUACAAAUUGCACAUAAAUUUUUUGUUGAUUUACAAUAAAGUUGUGAAUAAUAAUUGUGAUAAAGCAUCAUUUGGCUAAAAACAAAAUUUGAUUUAUAAAACGCUGAAACACCUAA